Uranotaenia lowii is the source of this 2334-nucleotide messenger RNA. RefSeq names its product rac GTPase-activating protein 1 (gene tum). The transcript has 7 exons. NCBI's taxonomy places the organism in Eukaryota, Metazoa, Arthropoda, Insecta, Diptera, Culicidae. The record is from RefSeq and is a predicted model, not a curated record. Gene Ontology annotation, biological process: signal transduction. Bases 80 to 1984 code for a protein of 634 amino acids.
UGGCGGUGUGGCUUGUGUUCUAUAGCUAGAGGAAUAAAACCUGAAAAAGUGGUUAGAACCGAAUUUCUUUCCAGAAAUAAUGGCCAUGGAGUUGUCCAUUAUCGCCCAGUUUGAUGAGCUCCGCAGGUGCUCCGAUGUACUGCGCGAUGGUUCUGCCGAGAUGGAAUUUCUUAAAUUUGUGCAAUUACAAGAUGACUGUCGACACCAAUGGCUUAAAGCUGUCCACGAAGCGCAAAGAUUGCAAAGUGAACUGGACAAGGCUUUGCGUGGGAUGUCCGAUUUGGAGUCAAAGCUUUUCCAUGCGCGGAAGCUGCUCGAGGAAGAGGCAAAGGCACGCAAGCACGCUGAACACGAGCGGGAUGCUAUUGAAAAGAAAAUGGUAGCAGUAUGUGAUAUCGUUCGGAACGAACAGGAUUUGAAAGACGAAACCAGGGAGAGAUUGGCAUUUAUGAAUGCUUACUCCUACAAACGCAAAUCUGUCCAUGAUAGAAUCGACGAACUAGGCAAUGACAUAAACUCUACUGGGUCAUUUUUGUCAGAUCUGUCAUUAACACAAUCGGAGGACGAUUUCCUUGACGCCAGAACAUCACGAAACAAGUCCUGGAAGAAACACCGUCCCUCGUACAAUGCUUCUGGUGCGAUCUACGGCGGUAAUAAGCGAACAAGGAUGAGCCAGGAACAAGCUGCAAAGCGUAAAAGCAUCAAUGAAAGCAAAAAAAUUAUUGAGCUUGGACCGAACGAAAAGAUUGUAGCUCAUACAAAGGUUUCCGUACCGCAAGACGAUGGUCCGAUUUUGGCAGAAUCGAUCAUCCAGGCUAUUCCGCCUCAAUUUGUUGCAGAGGCUCCCAAACCAACUGCUCCGAAACCGACGCCGCGAAAAGAAACAGAUGUAAAGGAGAACAUUUCACCGAAUCUUUUCAAAACUCCUACAAAAACCGAAACAAAGUUCUCCAAGAUGCAUUUAUUCACACCAUCAGCACCACCGAUGGAGGAAAUGGACCAUGGAUAUGGGGGUGGUAUAGCAAACAACACACCAUCAAUAAAACGAAGUAUCAUGCGUCAACAUGCAUUUACUGGAAAAACUUUCCUCAAGUCAGAAACUUGUACUCAGUGCCAGCAGAGGAUCCGCUUUGGUACGGCAGGUUUGCGGUGCCGUGAUUGUAAAGCCGUUGUCCAUUCCGAUUGUCGAGAUCAAUUGACGAUAGCAUGCGUUCCGCAAAGUGGCGGAACGCCUACAAUCAAAGGCGGUCAAGUGGGAGGGUCUCUAGCUGAUUUCACACCAAGUGUUGGCCCCAUGAUACCCGGUUUGAUUGUGCAUUGUGUAAACGAGAUCGAAACGCGAGGCCUUACCGAAGUAGGAAUUUAUCGGAUUCCCGGGUCUGAAAGAGAGGUCCGAGCAUUGAAGGAGAAAUUUUUGCGUGGAAAAACUGUUCCAAACUUGAGUAGUCUAGAUAUAAACGUGCUUUGUGGGUGUGUGAAAGAUUUUCUUCGCUCAUUGCGGGAACCUUUAAUUCCGUUAUCGUUGUGGAAGGACUUUUCGAAUGCAGUACAAGCCAUUUCGACACAGCAAAAGCAGCGCGAGCUGUUCGAGGCCAUAUCAAAACUACCGCAGCCCAAUCGCGAUACGCUCGCAUAUUUGAUUCAACACUUCCAACGAAUCGCCGAAUGCAAAGAGGUCAAGAUGCCACUAGACAACUUGGCGCGAGUUUUUGCACCGACCAUUGUUGGAUACUCGUCGCCAGAUCUUGAUGCACAUGCAACAUUUGCCGAAACCGUUAUUCAGUAUAAUAUUCUCGAGAGCUUGUUGAACAUUUCCACUGACUACUGGUCCCAAUUUGUUGACGUCGAAGAGCCAGCCCCAGAGGAUCUUCUCAAAUCGUACACAACUUCCAAUUCAAAAAAUUAUAUGGGUACGCCCCUGCUGAAGAGUCGCAAGGAAAGAAAGUUCUACGCCACACCUCCAUAUCCGGUAAAGAAAAAGUAAAUUGGAAGAUACCUCAUCAUUAGGUGUACUUAGACAAGCUCUUUCAAAUCCAGCAGAAACGAUCAUACCCUAAGGGAUAAGUGUUAGUAAUCGUAUUCUUGUAUUCUUAACCUUUAGUAAUUCGAUUUUAAGAUGUAUAGAGCGACAUGUGCUUAUUUAAUAUGUUCCCAUUGAAGUAUGCUCGCUUCUUUGAUCGGUAAACAAAUCUAGAUAAUAUCAAUUUGUUUUUAUUUGAACACGGAACAAAUAUUUUUUUUUAAAUAUACUCAUAUGUUUUCGAGCAUUAUUAAAUGGAAAUAGUAAAAAAAACCUGGAGAUCGAAUAAAAAUGUGAAUUAUUUUAUUAGCUGA